GCCGAGGUGCCGGCCGGCAGCCGGGACGCGUCCAGGGAGUCGGUCCUCACGAUGGCCAGCUGCAUCAGCGACCGGGAAGCCAUGCGGUGCCUGCAAGCCCGGGCAAUGAGGUACCGCGAGCAGCUGAUCGGCGACCAGCGCGCCAGCGUGGCGCGGUCCCUUGAGUCGUCGGCCAAUGACAAGGAGUCCAUGAUGAAGGUGGUCGAGGAGGUGUUCAACACCAUCGUCCCGGACAGCAAGGAAGACAAGGACAUCUCAAACAGCCGAGGACACAAGCUGAAGAAGAAGAUCCACAAGCUGAUCAAGCUGAUCAAGCUGAUCGUGCUGAUAGUCGUGGUGAAGCUCAAGAUGGUGUUCCUCAUGUUCAUGCUGCAGACGCUCUUCCAGGCCAAGCUCGUGGCCAUCACCUUCAUGAUCCUGCUCAUCAAGAAGUACUACCUGUGGGUCGAGUGGAAGCACAAGAAGGAGGAGAAGAAGGCCGUGGUGUACUACGAGCACGCCCAGCACCAGCACCACUACGACGAGACGGACCACUACCACGACGGCCUAGGCGGCCUGCUCGGCCACGGCGACCACCACGGCUACCACAAGGGCGUGGAGCCCACGGCGGAGUCCUCGCACGGCGGCUGGGGCGGCUGGUGGGGCAAGCGCAGUGCCGACGCCAGCCCCACGGCGGCCAACCCCGUCCUGGCCAACCCCGGCCUCGGCAACCCCGCCCUGGCGGCGCAGCAGAUGGCGUACAACGCGCACCUGCCGGGCCUCAGCGGCUGA
Thrips palmi is the source of this 771-nucleotide messenger RNA. RefSeq lists its product as uncharacterized. Lineage: Eukaryota; Metazoa; Arthropoda; Insecta; Thysanoptera; Thripidae. The transcript is spliced from 4 exons. The record is from RefSeq and is a predicted model, not a curated record. The annotation marks the transcript as partial.